Messenger RNA from Rubroshorea leprosula, 3603 nucleotides. The record is from the annotation of a GenBank genome assembly. NCBI's taxonomy places the organism in Eukaryota, Viridiplantae, Streptophyta, Magnoliopsida, Malvales, Dipterocarpaceae.
ACAAGGAAGGUCACUCCACCUAUUGCCAAUUGGUUUUAGGUAGGAUGCAAGCCUUGUGUUGAGCCCACAUGCAAGAUUUUCAGUAGGUACUUGACGGCAAGAUCUUGCCACAACAGUAGAUCGUGACAGCAAGUUUUUGCUGCAGACAACCAGUUUCUCAUGGCUUCUGAAGACACAACCACAAAGGCCAAUCCUAAGACGACAGGGGGAGCGAGGGAAGCUUUGAAAUCAAGCGACCCAGACUCUCCAUAUUACUUGCACCCAAGUGAUGAUCUUGGAAGGAUUUUGGUAACAUCCCCUUUGACAGGGGAGAAUUAUCACACAUGGAAGAGAGCACUACAAAACGCUCUUUAUGCAAAGAACAAGAUGGGCUUCGUUGAUGGGACAUUGAGAAAGCCAGAAAUAGACUCACCAAAUUAUGCAUCAUGGACGAAGUGUAACUCAAUGGUACUGUCUUGGAUUCUAAACACAAUUUCAAAAGAACUGCAUGAUAGUGUUGCUUAUGCUGACAGUGCAAGAGAGGUUUGGAAUGAUCUGCAAGAGAGAUUUUCUCAAGGAAACACCACAAGAGUGCAUGAAUUAAAGCUUGAACUAGCCACCAUGGUUCAACAAGACAGAUCAGUUGCUGCAUACUUCACCAAAUUAAAACCAAUUUGGGACGAAUUACAUGCAUAUGAACCUACUCCAGUAUGUGUAUGUGGGUGUACUUGUGGGGCAGCGAAGGAGUACACAAAGGCACGUGAGACAGAGAAGGUUCAUCAGUUUUUAAUGGGUUUGAAUGAUAACUUUUCCACUAUACACUCACAAAUCUUGAAUUUGGAACCAUUACCUUCUUUAAACAAGGUAUAUGCAAUGGCAACCAAGAAGGAAAGGCAACAAGCUAUAACAGCUUCAAGAGGACCAGUAAUUGAAGCCACUGCCUUAGCAAAAAAGUCAAGUAUGAGUGGAAGAUUGAACAAUCUCGAAAAGGCACGGUGUGAUCAUUGCAAGAAAGUUGGCCAUACCAAAGACCGAUGCUAUGAGAUUAUUGGGUACCCCUUAAGUUGGAAGACUGGAGGCACAAAGACAAAAGGCAAGGGUGAUGGACAGAGAAGUCAAAGUCAUGGAAGGGAAUUAAUCUUUGCAGCUAAAGCAAACCAUGAUCCAACAAGAACAGAUGGCAAUCAAAAUCAGUCUCCUCUUAUCGGACUGACCAAGGAACAGUAUGAUCAAUUACUCACACUUCUCGGUGGUAAUUCCAUCACUAAUCAUUCGACAAACAUGGCUGGUAAGAUGCAAAUCUCAUCUUUUCCUUGGAUUAUUGAUAAUGGCGCCUCAAACCACAUGACCCCAAAUCUUUCCAAGCUUACUAAAACCAUACCUUAUGUUGCACCAGUCCACAUACCUGAUGGAACCUCCUUACAUGACCUAACCUCGAGGAAGUUGAUUGGAAUGGGUAAACUGCAUGAGGGAAUCUACUAUUGUGAAUUUGGGCAUGUUCCAGCUGCUAGUCGAGUAAAGCCGAAGGAGACUGCGUCGUUUGAAUUGUGGCACAAGAGGCUUGAACCUACACAACCCAUUGAAACCUUGCCAUCUACUGAACCCGUGUCACUUACUCAAGAUGAGCAAACCAUCGAAACCGACCAGUCCAUUGAAACCUCUAUGCAAGAUAUGGGACCUGAAGUACCACAGUCCACUAGGCCACAACGCCAACGACAUGCUGCUAAACGCUUUCAAGACUACGUCUGUGACAUGCUGCCAUCUAUCGACUCUCAACAGAUCCCAUUUCACUCAGCUAACUCAGGUAUUCUCUACCCUCUUUCAAACCAUUUAUCUUAUGAUUCAUUCUCUCGUAAAUACUUAACCUAUCUUGCGGCCAUCACUUCUAUAGAUGAGCCUAAGUCAUUUUACCAGGCCAUUAAGAAUGAAAAGUGGAGAGAAGCGAUGAGGAAAGAAAUUACUGCCCUUGAGCAGAAUGGAACUUGGACUCUUGAGCAAUUGCCUGCAAGGAAGAAGGUCAUCGACUCUAAGUGGGUCCACAAAAUUAAAUACAAGCCAAAUGGGACAGUGGAGCGAUAUAAGGCAAGACUGGUGGCUAAGGGAUUUACCCAAGUAGAGGGUCUUGAUUAUCAUGAGACUUAUGCUCCAGUUGCAAAGCUGGUCACUGUAAGGCUUCUCCUUGCAAUAGCAGCUAUUAAGCAUUGGGAACUCCAUCAAUUGGAUGUGAAUAAUGCAUUUUUACAAGGUGACUUACAUGAGGAAGUUUAUAUGAAGAUUCCCCAAGGAUUUACCUGUAAGGAUGGCAGUGUGGUUUGUCGACUAAGGAAGUCUUUAUAUGGCCUUAAACAAGCCUCUCGGAAUUGGUUUGAGAAGUUCACACAGUCUCUUAAGGCUGCUGGCUUUAUGCAAUCUCGAGUUGACUACUCACUGUUUACCUCAAGCAAAGCUCAGAGUUUUGUUGCUGUUUUAAUAUAUGUUGAUGACAUUAUCAUUACAGGGAAUGAUACUGCAAGAAUUCAAGCCUUGAAACAAUAUCUGCACACAAGGUUUUCAAUUAAGGACCUUGGACCUCUCAAAUAUUUUCUUAGAAUUGGGGUGAUUCGUACAAGAGAGGGAAUUGUAUUCAGCCAGCGUAAAUAUGCUCUUGACAUUCUUCAUGAAACUGGUGUUAUCGGAGCUCGCCCAAGCCACUCUCCAAUGGAGCAAAAUCAUCACUUGUCCUCUGCCACUGGACCGCUUCACACGGAUCCAGCCCAAUAUAGGAGGUUAAUUGGGCGACUACUCUACUUGACAAUCACAAGACCAAAUAUAUGUUACUCGGUUGGAUUGCUCACACAGUUUAUGCAAAACCCGCGACAAGAGCACCAUGAAGCUGCUAUGAAAGUGCUCUGCUACAUUAAAGGUUCACCGGGACAAGGAAUUUUGCUACCUUCAGCAGAUCAGUUAACUCUCAUAGCUUAUUGUGAUGCGGAUUGGGCAGGAUGUCCGAUCACUCGACAGUCCACAACAGGGUACUUUAUUUCUUUGGGCAACUCUCCUAUUUCAUGGAAAUCAAAGAAGCAAGCAAUAGUCUCUAGGUCCUCUGCCGAAGCUGAAUACAGGGCAAUGGCAAUGACACUUAGUGAGUUGAUUUGGCUAAAGUCAUUGCUCUCUGAUUUGUGUAUUCCACAUGAACAACCCAUGACUCUUUAUUGUGAUAACCAAGCUGCCAUCCACAUAGCUAAUAAUCCGGUGUUUCACGAAAGGACAAAGCAUAUUGAAAUAGAUUGCCACUUCAUUCGAGAAAGACUUCAAGCAAGGGAGCUUGUUACCAGACAUGUAAUGUCCAAGCAGCAACCCGCAGAUAUAUUUACCAAAGCCUUGGGUCGUGAACACUUUGCCUCAUUACUAUCCAAGUUGGGCAUUCGAGAUGUUCAUGCUCCAACUUGAGGGGGAGUAUAGGGCGGUGAUUAUGGAUGGUAUAAGGCGGUGAUUAUGGAUGGAAUGGUCAAAAGAAUAUUUUGUAUGGAUUAGCAUUGAUUGGCAUUGUACAGUUUCCUGUAUUUCCCUUUAUUUCCUUUUCUGGUAGCAGACCCCAGUUGUAUAUAGGUGCAAUGCUGUUUAUAAUGAAAGUAUUGUAUUCUA